Molecule: messenger RNA, 348 nt
Organism: Paramecium tetraurelia
Lineage: Eukaryota; Ciliophora; Oligohymenophorea; Peniculida; Parameciidae
Exons: 2
Coding region: 1-348 (115 amino acids)
Biological process (GO): microtubule-based process
Cellular component (GO): dynein complex
Source: RefSeq, a predicted model, not a curated record
AUGGAUUCAGAUGAAGAAAAGCAGGUUGAUCUUCCACCUAUUCGUGUUAGAAGUUCAGAAUUAAAUCAAAAGUUUAUGAAAGACAUCUUAUUAAGUAAGACAAACAUUUACCAUAUUCUUUUAGAAUUAGAUGAGUUAUUCAAAAAAUAUACUUUAGACAAAGAUGUGUGUGUGGAAUUGAUCAAACAUAUAAAAACUAAUCAAGAAUAUAAGAAAAAGGGCGAAGGUGAAUGGCAAUGCAUUAUUGGAUCUAACUUUGGAUGUUCCUUAAGUUAUGAUUUAGAACUUUUAACAUUUUUUGAUUUUUUAUCGAAUGGAAAAUCAGUUCUCCUUUUCAAGUCAGGAUGA